AUGGGCAGCACCGCAAAAGUUGCCAUUUUAAGCGUGACUUUCAUAGCGCUUCUGGCUGCUGUUGUUGCGUUGAUUGUCAUGAUGCACAGACAUUCCGAGGAAAAGGCAGAACAUACCAAACAGGACGAUGACGUAAAGGCCUCCAUUAGAGCGGUUUGCGAGCACACUGACUACAAGGAAACUUGCGUUGAAAGCCUAUCCAAAACAGGCACCCAUUCUACUGAUCCUUAUGACCACGUAAAGGCCACGUUUGAGAUCACAAUUAAGCAACUUGAGGAUGCUGCUAACAACUCCACGCUCAUGAAAGAGGUUCAUGCAGACCCGAGAACCAAUGAUGCUCUUAAGUGUUGCAAAGAGCUUGCAGAUCUUGCUGUUAUGGAUCUAAGGAGAUCUGUCGAUAAAAUGUUAGGUUUUGAUCUUAGUGACGUCGGUCAUUCCCUUGUCCAACUUAAGAUCUGGAUGAGUGGUGCGAUAACUUAUGAACAAACUUGCCUAGACGGGUUUGAAAAGACCGAAGGAGAUUCAGGAGAAAGAAUGAGAAAAUUGUUGAACAUAUCAAUGGAGUUAACUAGCAACUGCCUUGCUAUGAUCACAGAUCUCUCGCAGGCGUUUGAAAUAAUCGACACACCCCAGAAUAGUAAUCGUCGUUUGCUUCAUAUGUCCAACAACGACCUCAAUCUUCCUGAAUGGGUAGAUGAUAACGACAGGAGUAUGUUACAGAAAGCACCCAAAAAAAUCAAUCCAAACCUGACUGUUGCACAAGAUGGAAGUGGAGAUUUCUUGUCAAUUGUAGAAGCUUUGAAAGUCAUUCCUACUAAAUCAAAGAAAGGGUUUGUGCUCUAUAUCAAACAGGGCGUUUACAAUGAGAUAAUCCGAUUCCCCAAAAACUUGACUCAUCUAGUGCUCAUCGGCGAUGGCCCAGAGAAGACAAAGAUAACAGGAAACUUGAACUACAUAGACGGAGUUUCCACCUUCCACACUGCAACUGUUGCUGUUUCUGGAGACUUUUUCAUUGCCAAAGAUAUCGGAUUUGUGAACACAGCAGGUCCCGAAAAGCAUCAAGCUGUGGCUUUGCGUGUUAGUGCUGAUAGAACAAUCUUCUACAACUGCCACAUGCAUGGCUUCCAAGACACCCUUUACGCACACACCUAUCGUCAGUUCUACCGUGAUUGCACAGUCUCCGGUACGAUUGACUUUGUUUUCGGAGACAGUGCGGCGGUGUUUCAAAACUGUAUCAUGGUUGUUCGGAGGCCAAUGGAUAACCAGAAUUGCAUUGUCACAGCACAAGGAAGAAAGGAAAUGCGACAGCCAACAGGAUUGGUUCUCCAAAACUGCAGCUUUGUUGCGGAUCCUGGGUAUUUUCCGGUGAGAAUGGAACUCAAAUCCUACCUUGGACGACCAUGGAAGCAGUAUUCAAGAACCAUUAUAAUGGAAUCCUUCAUUGAUGAUUUGAUCCAGCCUCAAGGGUGGUUGCCAUGGAAUGAAACUUUUGCUUUCGAUACCCUUUAUUACAGCGAGUUUAAUAAUCAUGGACCAGGAUCUAACAAGUUGCAACGUGUGAAAUGGCCUGGCGUUAAGGAGCUAACUACAAAAAGAGUUAAACGCUUCUUGGCCGGAAAAUUCAUCACCGGUGAUACAUGGAUCCCGCCAACAGGUGUGCCUUACAACUCAGAGUUUAUGUUCGAACCCCCAAAAGAUGAUUCCAAGAAGGAUAAAGAUAAGAAGGAUAAGGAUAAGAAGGAUAAAGACAAGAAGGAUAAGAAAGAUAAGAAAGAUAAAGAUAAGAAAUCUGAUGGAGAGAAAGGAGAUGAUAAUCCAGGUAAAAAGAAAAAGAAGAAACGUAAGAAAGACAAGGGUAGAUCGAUAUCAGAGCCUCCAUCUUCAACCCCAGCACCUUCACCAGCUGAAAUUAGUCCUAGCAACAUACCUAACCAAGUACCCAACAGUGACAUAAGUGCGCCAGCUUUAAGCCCUGUAGCACUGUCACCAGAAGCAUCCCCACAAAUCAGAAAAGGAUCUUUUUUCAAUAGAAUUUUUGGAAAGAAACUCCUAUCUGGAAGAUUUUUGCUUAGAAUCUCUCAGAAAUUUUUGGCAGUUAGAACUCCCCAACAAAAUGGUAUUGCAAAAAGAAGAAACAUAACUCUCAUUGAAGCUGGAAGAACUAUGGUUGUUGAAGCUAGUCUAUCAUUAUCAUUUUGGGCUGAAGCUGUCAAUAUAGCAUGUCAUACCCAAAAUCAGUUUAUCAUUGUUAAAUAUCUGUGUUUGAAGUUUGAGGCUAAAGCUGAUGAAGGAGUGCUCCUAGGAUACUCCAGCGUAUCCAAGGCUUUCAGAGAAUUUAAUCUUUCAAGGCAAAUUGUUGAAGAAACAAUUCAUGUCACCUUUGAUGAGGACUCAUUCAUUCAUGAUCGAGUUGAUCAUCCCUCGUCAAUUCUGAAUGAUCUUACUUAUAGUCCUUCAGAACCUGUUCCUGAGCUCUUAUCAAAUAACGAUGAUCCCGUUGUUUCUAAUGUUGAUCAAUUAAUUAGUUCUCAAUCUAUCUAUGAAGAUCAGCCUGUUGUCCCUUAA
Messenger RNA from Lactuca sativa (garden lettuce), 2565 nucleotides. Its product is annotated as pectinesterase. Gene Ontology annotation, biological process: cell wall modification. The record is from RefSeq and is a predicted model, not a curated record. Gene Ontology annotation, molecular function: enzyme inhibitor activity; pectinesterase activity. NCBI's taxonomy places the organism in Eukaryota, Viridiplantae, Streptophyta, Magnoliopsida, Asterales, Asteraceae.